CGGCGUCUUGCCCUGCGUUACCAACCUACCUCGUGGGGAAACGGCCCAGAAGCCGACUGCCCCGGGCCACGCAGCUGAGGCGGGGCGACCUAGGGGGCUUCUCCUAGAGCUGGAGACCGAAGGCUUCUGGAACCCUGGUGCUGGGGCAACGGUCCGCCAAUCAAAGGGCCCCUGUCCGACGGGGGAGGCCGAGCCGGCCAAUCGGAGGGCGUCUGCCAGGAGGCGGGGCCUGCCAAUCGGGGGUGCCCCGGAGGAGCGGCGGAAACGAUCGAAUCUGGUCGGUGGGGGGCGCGCGCCUUGACGUGCAGGCGGGAAAGCGGGAGCCGCGCUUCAGACCGAGCGCCCCCGCUUCCCGGUUGUCUGUUUCCCCGGGAAUGAAAGGUGAACUGCGCGGGCCAGGACCCUAACGGAAAGGAAAACAGGCCGGGAGGUGGGCCCGGGCGGCUGCCUGGCGGAGGCGCUGCCGGCACCCAGGGGGCGGGGUCUCUCUGGCCCCGCCCCGGAUUGUUCAGCCCCCGCGGUCUGCCCCGCGCGGCUGCCAGUGCGGGCUGCUCGCGGCUAUGGACGCCCCCGGGGCCCCGGGCCCGGGCCCGGGCAGGAAGGAGCUGAAGAUCGUGAUCGUGGGCGACGGCGGCUGCGGCAAGACAUCGCUGCUUAUGGUGUACAGCCAGGGCUCCUUCCCUGAGGACUACGCCCCAUCGGUGUUCGAGAAAUACACGGCCAGCGUGACUGUGGGCAGCAAGGAGGUGACCCUGAACCUGUACGAUACCGCGGGGCAGGAAGAUUAUGACCGGCUGCGACCCCUGUCCUACCAGAACACCCACCUUGUGCUCAUCUGCUAUGACGUCAUGAACCCUACUAGCUAUGAUAAUGUCCUCAUCAAGUGGUUCCCUGAGGUCACACAUUUCUGCCGUGGGACCCCCAUGGUGCUCAUUGGCUGCAAGACAGACCUGCGCAAAGAUAAGGAGCAGCUGCGGAAGCUCCGGGCCGCCCAGCUGGAGCCCAUCACCUACAUGCAGGGCCAGAUCGCCUGUGAACAGAUCCGAGCUGCGCUCUACCUGGAAUGUUCUGCCAAGUUUCGGGAGAACGUGGAGGACGUCUUCCGAGCAGCGGCCAAGGUUGCGCUCAGUGCUUUGAAGAAAGCACAGCGGCAGAAACAACACCGGUUGUGCCUGCUCCUCUGACCCCUCUGGGCAGGGCUCCCAGCCCAACGUGCAAGACUGACGGGGCCCAGGCUGCCAGGCCCAGACUGUACCCCCAGAACCUGUCCUAUCGCCAGCUUUCCAAGGACACUUGGAGUUGGGUGUUUCCCCGUGCCUGGAGCCUGUGGCUAGACUCUUAGAACAUUCUGGAGAUGUCUCCUUUCUCAGCUGGGGCUCUGACCAUGAAAUCACCUCCGGGUUUACACUGGAGGUGGGCCGGCAUGGAGGUGGGUGAGGAUGCUGGACUCAGCCCCUCCAGACCCCAGAUCCAGCGUUUGUCCCUAGGACUCAGGAGUACACAGCCUCCCCGCAGCCAUGUGUGUCCCAUCGCACACCGAUAGGUCCUGCAGACCGAUGCUUGAAACAAAGAACUACAUCUGGUACGUGGAUAAAUGGAUUUGUCAGCGUUCCACACAGUCCCCAAACCCACUGCUCCUGUGUCACCCGCCUCCCUGGGCUCCUGAGAUAGGCAACUGCUGCAUCCUCCGACUUCUGGCUGCUUUCCUCCAGGAACUUGGGGCCACAAUGGGACAGGGACUUAUCGGGACAACACAGGCACCAGCCCCGGACAUGGGGGCUGGCCCCCGCCCCCACCCAGGACUUCAGCUGGGCUGCCAUCUUUCCAGAGCUGGAAUGGCAUGUACACAUGCCUGAGGGGGAGAAGAAACAUUCUAAAAACUCAAAAAGCACCCUGGACCACCCAGGCAACCCUGGCUCAGGGGCUUGGCACCUGCAACCCCCCACUGCCCCCACUGCUGGAAGCUCAAGAUGAAAACUGUCAUCAGUUCUGAGUGGUCGUGGGCAAGUCACUGCCCUCUCUAGACUGGUUUCCCUAUCUGCAAAACAACAGCACUGACUCAUUUUAGUCAUCAAGCUCCCUCUGUCCCUCACAGCCUCCACUUCUGCCAAGCUGAGACUAUCCUGGCCUCCUGCAAGAACACUCAACCCCCAGCUACAGAAUCACUGAACCAUCUGGAAGGUCUGGGUUCAGAGGCAUCCAGGAGUUUUUAUUUUUAUUUAUUUUAUUUUUUUCAUCCAGGAGUUUUUAAACAAGUGCUCCAGGUGAUUCUAAUGCCCCAGAGAUCAGAGCUGCUUGCUUCCUGAGUGAGCCACAAGUUAGCGUUAACUGAAUACAGGAUAAUGGCUUGAGGUGGCUCCUGCCCUCCAGGGAUCUCUUGCCUCAGCCCCCACUAAGCUUGAGCCUCUCUGAAGUCCUCUGCUAGAGAAAGACUUACGUAUGCCACCCCAUCCCACCUCACCCCACCCUGCCAUGCCCUGGGGAGUCAAAAGAGCACUCAAUCCAAGGCCUCGUGGACAAAUGAUGGUAUAGGGCAGAGGUUAAGCUAAUCAUACUCUAUGGACCAAAUCUGGCAGCUGUGUGUUUUUGUAAAUAAAGUUUUGUUGGGACACAGCCAUACCCAUUUAUUUAUCCAUUGGCUGCUUUUGCCCGACAACUGCAGACUGGGUGGUUAUGACAGAUGAUCUGGCCCUUUGCAGAAAAAGUUGGUUGACUCCUGGUCUAGGAAAAACCCAAGUGCCUAAGAAUCAGCUCAGAAGACCCAGGCUGGAGUGAAACAGGACAGGUAUAAAAGGGAGGGCUGGGGUCUGUGGCUCACUAGAAUGCAAGCACCCCAUCCUAGGCAGGCAGCUCAGCCUAGCCAAGAACUUUCCAUUUUUCUAGGGAAGCAGAAAUCUAGGUUUUUAUGUAGACUCUUACUGGGGUGGAGGGGAAGUUUCCUAUUUUAAAAAUGUAACAAUGAAAAAAGCUUAAACUUCCCUGAGGACCAAAGCAUGACUAUGGAGGCCAGUGAACUCUGGUCAGAGGGGUUUGUAGGGAGGUAGUUAAGGGUAACUGAGGCCAGUGUGGGAAGCAGUGGCAAAACACUCAACCAAACCUGCUAGCUUCUUCACCUGCCCCACAAAUAGAGAAUCGGAUACAAGGUGACCAGCAGACUUGUCCUAGCCUCCCAACUGCCACCUCCAGGAGGGAGCCUGCUCAGACUCUCCCCACCACAUUCCAGAACAGGAGGGAAAUGGAGGGAGGUGGAGGGUGGGUGACCUCUGUGAUGGCUUAAGUCUCAAACAGCGCUGAAGUUUGGGUCCCCCUC
Canis lupus familiaris (dog) is the source of this 3310-nucleotide messenger RNA. RefSeq names its product ras homolog family member F, filopodia associated (gene RHOF). Gene Ontology annotation, biological process: small GTPase-mediated signal transduction; cell migration. The coding region runs from base 561 to 1184 and encodes 207 amino acids. Gene Ontology annotation, molecular function: GTPase activity; GTP binding. The transcript has 5 exons. Lineage: Eukaryota; Metazoa; Chordata; Mammalia; Carnivora; Canidae. The record is from RefSeq and is a predicted model, not a curated record.